Phyllopteryx taeniolatus (common seadragon) is the source of this 1616-nucleotide messenger RNA. RefSeq lists its product as uncharacterized. Lineage: Eukaryota; Metazoa; Chordata; Actinopteri; Syngnathiformes; Syngnathidae. The transcript has 5 exons. The coding region runs from base 649 to 1200 and encodes 183 amino acids. The record is from RefSeq and is a predicted model, not a curated record.
CCUAGUGAGGAGAAGCGGCUCGGAAAAUGGAUGGAGGGGUACCACGUCAUAUUUUUUUAGUUAGUUUAACUUGAGGCAAAAUUACGACAAACCUUUUUAAUCAGUCUCUUAUCGGAAGGUGGCUCCAUUUUAGAAACUUUUGAGUUCUAGACUUUGCAGAGGUUUCGUUCCGAACCCAAUCACACAAAACACAAAAUGAUGCAAGUGGUGAAUUUUAUAGAUAAUUUAAUAAUCAGAGGUUUCUACAGGAUAAAACACAGACAAACACAAAACAAACAAGGUACAGAUGAACAUCGGCAAAGAAAGGGAUUUGUGACGUGAGAUGAGCAGAAUGGGCGUGUAGUGAAUGCUAGGAUUAUUUUGUGGUGUAAAACCAGUGGAAUAAAAUAUUAAUUGGAUUUAAGAUAACGAGACCAUUUCCUCACCCUGCAUUGCUCCAACCUCAUCCUCUUUCAUACCUGUAAUGAAUAUUUCAAAGGUUGUGUGGAGAACAUUACUAUUUUCCAUGUGACAUUUGUGGUGUGGAGUGGAACAUUUCAUCUGGUUCAGUUAACAACAUAUUUGACGUUAGACAUUAGACUAGUGGCGUUCAUGUAAAAAUGUUAAAAUAUUAACUCCCAGUCGAGUCACAGACUGUCUUAUGAAUCCAUGUCUGUAGUGUUGUUCGUCGCCCGUGGGUGUUGGUGUGGACUGUUCCAACUCAGCCUCGGGCUGGGCGUUUGGGUGGCAACACACCCGUGUCUCAACACUUGGAAGAACCACACACAGCCCAAGGGAGAGAAGGGUGAUGACCACGGCGGCACACCCUGGGGAGAGGGAAAAGGAGGGAACAGGCCCGAGGUGCAGUCGCACAGCCCCCAAGCUCAACCCGGAGACCAGGACGACACCCCCGGAGUGGGGGCAACGGGCAUCACCCGGGGACGAAGAGCAGACCCAGGAUCGGGAUCGCCCAGGAGGGCAACACUGACACAACCAUACCCAACUGAUUCGCCUGCUGUGAACAUAACUACUGGAACUUGUGGUGUCACGGCAAAAUUCAAACCUUUGGCCAUCACCUCCUUGUCUGAUUUGGCAGUUCUACACAGCAGUCAUCAAAUUGGAGCUCAUCCAUCACAGUCUGGUUUGGUGAUGCCACAAAGAAGGACAAAAUCAGACUGCGACAGACAAAAUGUUUCAAAUUGUUCACACUGCCAGAACUAAGACAAGGGCAUACAAAAUCCUCAUGGACCCGGCACAUCCUGGUCUCCAUCUAUUCCAGCUUCUUCCCUCAGGUAGGCACUAUCAAACAAUGCAAACUAAAACCAGCAAAUAUUACAACAGCUUCUUCCCUCUUGCCAUCAACCUCUUAGUUGACUUACGAUUUCAUUGUAACAUGCUGCCAAUUUUGCACAUGGGAACACUUCUACAUUAUUCGUGCACACACUAUUUUAUCACGCUGCACUUUUUAGAUACUGUUGUUGAUUACUACCGGCCACUUGUGUUUGAGAACCGUGUACCAUUUGCACAAUUGUCACUGUACCAGAUCACCGCACUAUUUGUCACUUUAAAUUGCUCUAAAUUGCUUGAGAAUUCUGCAUCAUUUACACACUGUCAUUAUAUCAGCAUCACCACACUCG